CCUCACAGAUCAAGAAACCAUGGCUUCUUCUUCUUCUUCUUCUUCACUGCAGGUUGCAGCUGCUCUGCUUAUUUCUGUGGCCUGCUUCAUCGCAGCCACGAGUCAUAAGGUUGAGGCAGCGGAGCCGGCGCUGGUGAAAGGGAUGUCGUGGAGCUUCUACACGUCCAGCUGCCCCAAACUUGAGUCCAUCGUCAAGAAACGCCUCCAGCAAGUGUUCAAGAAGGACAUCGGCCAAGCUGCUGGCCUGCUCCGCCUCCACUUCCACGACUGCUUCGUCCAGGGAUGUGACGGGUCGGUUUUGCUGAGUGGAUCCGCCGGCGGGCCCAGCGAGGAGCAAGGCGCCCCACCAAACCUCAGCCUCCGACAGGAAGCCUUUCGCAUCAUCGAAGACCUCCGCGCCCGCGUCCACAAGCAGUGCGGCCGCGUCGUCUCCUGCUCCGACAUCCUCGCCGUCGCCGCCCGCGACUCCGUCGCCCUGUCGGGAGGGCCCAACUACAGAGUCCCCCUAGGCCGCCGCGACGGCCUAACCCUAGCCACACGCGCCGCCACCCUCGACAAUCUCCCGCCUCCCACCGCCACCACUGGCCAGCUCCUCACCGCCCUGGCCCCCAAAAACUUCGACCCGACCGACGUCGUGGCGCUCUCCGGCGGCCACACGAUCGGGAUCAGCCACUGCUCGUCCUUCACCCGCCGCCUCUACCCGAGCCAGGACGCCACCAUGGACAAGACCUUCGCCAACAACCUCAAGGCCGCCUGUCCGCAGGCCGCGACCGUCGACGGCACCGUCAACAUGGACAUCCGCUCGCCCAACCUGUUCGACAACAAGUACUACGUCGACUUGAUGAACCGGCAGGGCUUGUUCACCUCGGACCAGGAUUUGUAUACGGAUUCGAGGACCAGAGGGAUCGUGACCGGUUUUGCAAUUAACCAGUCGCUGUUCUACGAGAAGUUUGCUGUGGCGAUGGUGAAGAUGGGACAGCUCAGCGUGUUGACCGGGUCGCAGGGCGAGAUUCGCGGAAAUUGUUCGAGGAGGAGUACCGGGGUGGAGUCGGUGCUGAAGUCUGCUGUCGAGGAAGCCGUUGAGAUUCUCGCUGGGUUUUGAGGGAUUUCGGUGACGUGGAGACACGAUCCCUCUGUUAUAAUAAGUACGAGUUGAGAUCGUUGGAUUUACGAGUAAACUUGAUUUCAGCCGUUGGAUUGAUGGCGACGCUAUGUCUUUUCAGUCGAGCAUAUUGAUAACCUCUUCGGCUGAGGUCAAGUUGUACGGCGAUCAGUUACCGUGACUCGAUCGGCGGUAUUGAGGGGUUGUCACUGUAGUAAUCGGAGUUGGUUUAAAUUUUCAAGAUGGUGAUGGAGCAAUACAAAAAUAAAUAAAUAAAUAAAUAAACAUAAAACAAUUAGUUGGAAUUCGUAGACACGUACGUAGUUUUUCUGUGUUUUCUGAGUUGAUGUGUUUGGACUUCGGUUUUUCCUAACAGAGAGUGUUGAGCUUGGCUUUGAUAAAUUAUAUUAUGUGCAAGGUCUGAAAAUCAGAGUUUAUGGGCGUUCAACAGUUAAAGAUGAAAUUAAAAUAAUGAGAAUUGC
Messenger RNA from Linum trigynum, 1584 nucleotides. The record is from the annotation of a GenBank genome assembly. NCBI's taxonomy places the organism in Eukaryota, Viridiplantae, Streptophyta, Magnoliopsida, Malpighiales, Linaceae.